This is a messenger RNA of Alosa sapidissima (American shad), 2282 nucleotides long. It is a transcript of the gene arl10, whose product is annotated as ADP-ribosylation factor-like 10. The record is from RefSeq and is a predicted model, not a curated record. Gene Ontology annotation, molecular function: GTP binding; GTPase activity. Lineage: Eukaryota; Metazoa; Chordata; Actinopteri; Clupeiformes; Clupeidae. The coding region runs from base 491 to 1150 and encodes 219 amino acids. The transcript has 4 exons.
AGAUGCCAUUGGCUGUGGGAAUAGGCAGUAGGCGCUGUGCUGCUGUGUGAGCGAGUUAUACAGCAUUCCUGAUAUAUGCAGACCAUUCAUCCACUCAGCCCAGCAGAAGAGAAGGAUCGGCUGAUUAGACUACAGGCAAAAGACGAGUGUUGAUCACAUCAUCUAAUUAGUUGAGGUAGCCUACUGUAGUGUAUGAUCUGUGGUCUAGAUAAACAACAUGCAUUAAGUGACGAAGGGUCUGGAAAUAGUUUAAUUUAAUUAAAGACGAGUUUCCCAUUUCCAUUCGUCUUGGAGACAUUUCCAAUUCCCUCUUUUCUCUGAUGCCGAUAGUCGCUGACCAGUCGGACCGCGGCUGCUAGGCGCCUUAUAUCUGUCAACACAAACAAGGGAGGGUCACGUGAAGCGAUAGUCUCACCAACCCUUGGUUAGAAACCUUGCAGUUGGCAUUCUCGAGCUGACUGCGUGCCACCGCCGCCCAGCUGUGUCUCACAUGGUUCUGCUCCGCCACAUCUCCAUCGCGCUGACCGCGGCGGUGGCCGCGUUUGGGUCAGCGCUGUUUAUCGUCCUGAGUCAUAUUUUCAAGAGGCAAGUAUGGACACCAGAAACGAAGUACUACGCGAUUCACGAGGAGGAGGAGGAGCGACGGGAGAAGCAGGUGCUGGUGCUGGGUCUGGACGGGGCAGGGAAGAGCAGUGUGCUGCAGGGCCUGUCCACCUCCGCUGCUCUCCCUGCACAGCGCUGCAAGCCCACGCGCGGAUUCAACUUCCUGCGCCUCAGCACGCCCGGCUGCCAGCUGGACUUCCUGGAGAUUGGAGGUGCUGAAGACCUGCGUGUGUACUGGGCAGAUUACCUGCGGCGCACGCACAUGCUGGUGUACGUGGUGGACUCGGCUGACCGCAGGAGGCUGCCCCAGGCCAGGAGUGAGCUGCACCGACUACUCAAAGCUGACGCCAGACUGCCCGUCGUGGUGCUGGGCAACAAGCAGGAUAAACCAGGUGCGGUCAGCAUGCCUGACCUGUACGAUGCCCUUUCGCUGGCCAGCGUGAGCGACGCCCGGCAGGUGCUGCUGAUGCCAGCCCAGACUGGCACUAACGGGCAGAGUGGCCACCACGGCCUGCAGAGCUUCCAGGACAUGCUGCUCAAGCUCUGAGAACAGCACGAGCGCACACACACACACACACACACACACACACACACACACACAGCCAUAGUAGCAGUAGCCUCCUGGACUGCAGAGUAGCGGCAGAUUCAGGAUAAAGACGCACAAGUCCGCUCAGUGCUCAGUGUUUAUAAACAUUAAACCGUGCAGGGUCAGAGGUCAGAGAAGUGGCUUUGUUUGUAGCCGUAGCAGCCACAUCUGAGUAGCACACUCUGUAUAUAAGGCCCACCUCCCCAGGACACAGAGCAACACAGCGUCUCUUCUAGACUCAGAUGCUGUUUUUAUCUUUGUAAAUUUUGACCUUAUGUUUUGUAGAUUAUUGUACAGACUAAGCUGACGUUGUUCUCUGACUAGAGCUUAUCUAGAGCAUGAUCGUCUGCUGAGAGCUUUCACUAGUGUGUCCAUGACAGCUUCAGGUUUUUAACGCAGCCAGUUUUACUGCAGUAUUUGUCCCCUGACUGGGCACAGAGGCUACUGGUCCAAGCCCACCUCGGACCUGCCCCUUUCUUGCUGGCAUGGCUAAAGCUAAGGUGACACAAAGGACGAGAAGGCCGCGUUUGUUCCAGGCCGUGUCUCACUUUCACUGCGCUAGCCAGAACUGACCCAAGAGUGAGCGGCCACACUGACAGGUCGGGUUUGCUUUUCAGAGGUAGCCAUUCUUCAUGUGACAUGUUUAAGUUGCUAUCUCUGCCCUUACGCAACAGUGCAGGACAGAAGGCCUCUUUGUCAGGCUGUUGUUGUUAAGUGUUCAAGAAUGACAGUGAGCAGCCCAGGGCAGUGUUCCGCUCACCGCUCUCACACACGUUCUACGUUCUCUUCUGUCCAGGAGAAUGUUCUUGGCAAACGUGUGCUUUGUUUUGCAGUAAUACGUUCAAAUUUUAUUCAUGAUAUUAUUUUUGCAAAUAAUAUUUGUUACUUAAAAUGUAGGCAACAGGGUGGGUGAGGACUUGUUUAAGACUUGUUUUUUAUGUUCAUUGCCUCUGUAAGUAUCCAUUGUGAUAGUGAAUUACUAUUAUGAAAUAUGAUUAAGUACAUUUUAGGUGCCAAUUUCCUCAAACUGAUAUAACCCAUUACUUUUGUAAGCCUAUGGAGUUUAGCAAGGUGCUCAUUUUAUUGUAAAAUA